This is a messenger RNA of Cotesia congregata, 1068 nucleotides long. The record is from the annotation of a GenBank genome assembly. NCBI's taxonomy places the organism in Eukaryota, Metazoa, Arthropoda, Insecta, Hymenoptera, Braconidae.
AUUUUGUCAACAAUCGAAAAGUGCGGUAUUGAUGUUCCUAACAAUCUUUUCUACCUACCGCGCACAACACAACAUCGUUUUACCAUCAGCUGUCACAACUUAAUCGAUUUGGCGGAACAAUUAUUAUUAAGUUGGGGAAAAAACCGAAGAUUAUCGAGCAGACGUCUACUCCGUGCUCCGAACCAACUGUGCUUAUUGUACAUACAACAUACAAUACGUAGCAUAUAUAAAAAUAUGCCUGGACUAGAUGAGUUCCAAGUUGUCAGAAGAAGAAGACCUGGACGUCGUCGCCGGAUAAUUCCAUUACUCCCGGGUGAAGUCCUAGACGCUCCUGAAAUAAAUACGGAGCAGUUAAUACGCUCGAUUCUCGAUGCCGUGAUAGUCCUGCGUAACUCGCCUUACCGGCAAACACUCUACGAUGGUUUAUCGGAAACACUCUCGAUAUUAGAUCGUGACGCAAUACCAGAAAUAGUUUGCUACGGUUUGGGAAAUUUUUCACAAUGCCGUUCCUCGAAGCAUCAGCUUGCGGCAUUACUCACCAUUAAAUCCCGAUAUAAGAGCCAAGUCUUCAUUUACGACCCGGUAUUUUAUCCCCAAGAAUUGGAAGUGCUUAAAAUACUGGGGCUAUCGAUUAUUCCCAACAAUGAACAGGCCGUGAGACCGGUCAACGACGACACACUGACUUUAUUUUACAUGCCGCACUUGUUUAAGGGAUUGAUCGCCAAUUGCAUCUACGCAAACUGGGGCGCUGAUCUGAAUAAUUGUAUACUGGUGACAAACAGCUUUAAAACUAUGGUCGACGAUUUCAACAGUGGAAUCGGUUUAGACGCAGUUGACGAUCCCGGGUACCCUGAGGCUCUUCAGCUGAUUAAGAAAGCCGCUACUCUUGCUCAUGAGAUUGUCCUUGAUGAGUCUUUUGACGACGAUCAACAUUAUAUGGCUAACGCAUUUAAUUCUACUUCCAUUCAUCUUUUUACUAAGUCACGGCUCGACGCGGUCUCCGGAGACUUCUGGGCCGCUUUGCCCGGGUUACCUUAUCGACCUGAUGAUGCCGGGCGUGAGCUUUGA